Molecule: messenger RNA, 3606 nt
Organism: Fukomys damarensis (Damara mole-rat)
Lineage: Eukaryota; Metazoa; Chordata; Mammalia; Rodentia; Bathyergidae
Gene: Dcaf11
Product: DDB1 and CUL4 associated factor 11
Exons: 14
Coding region: 320-1960 (546 amino acids)
Biological process (GO): proteasome-mediated ubiquitin-dependent protein catabolic process
Cellular component (GO): Cul4-RING E3 ubiquitin ligase complex
Molecular function (GO): protein binding
Source: RefSeq, a predicted model, not a curated record
AUAGGUGAGUUUGGGGUAGGAAACAGAAAUUUCUCUUCAGAAGAUUCUUGUUGGUGACCUAGGGUUGCGACCCAGGCUUGCUUCAUUCUGCUUUCCUUGCUUCACAAGAUUAGGGAAGGUUUGUGCUCCUGAAGCCUUGGGAGUUGUCAUAAGCUAAAGAGACGGGAUCUCGGCCCCUAGGAAGGGUCACUCUCCCAGAGAUAGCUACACCUCUUCUCAGGAGACCCUAGUAUUUCUAGAGCAAGCUUUGCUUUCACCAAAACUAAGGAAGUGACAGGAGGAGACCCUGCUCAGGACCUAAGGAUGCUGUGAGCAGAAGAUGGGAUCACGGAACAGCAGCAGCGCAGGAUCCGGGUCUGGAGACCCCUCUGAGGGCUUGUCCCGAAGAGGGGCUGGCCUGCGUCGGAGUGAGGAAGAGGAAGAGGAGGAUGAAGAUGUGGAUCUGGCCCAGGUACUGGCCUAUCUCCUCCGCAGAGGCCAAGUGAGGUUGGUGCAGGGAGGAGGUGCAGCAAAUUUACAACUCAUCCAGGCCCUCUCGGACUCAGAGGAAGAGCAUGACAGUGCCUGGGAUGGUCGUCUUGGGGAUCGAUACAACCCACCUGUGGAUGCAACCCCUGACACCCACGAGCUGGAAUGCAAUGAGAUCAAGACACAGGUGGAAUUGGCCACAGGGCGGCUAGGGAUUAGACGGGCAGCCCAGGAUUACAGCUUUCCUCGAAUGUUGUACCAGAGAGAACGGGGCCUCUGCCACCGGGGAAGCUUCUCCCUUGGAGAACAGUCUCGAGUGAUGUCUCACUUCUUGCCCAAUGAUCUGGGCUUCACUGAUACCUACUCUCAAAAGGCUUUCUGUGGCAUCUACAGCAAAGAUGGUCAGAUCUUCAUGUCCGCUUGCCAAGACCAGACAAUCCGACUAUAUGACUGCCGGUAUGGCCGCUUCCACAAAUUCAAGAGCAUCAAGGCCCGGGAUGUAGGCUGGAGUGUCCUGGAUGUGGCCUUCACCCCUGAUGGCAGCCACUUCCUGUACUCCAGCUGGUCUGAUUACAUUCAUAUCUGCAACAUCUAUGGGGAAGGAGAUACACACACUGCCCUGGAUCUGAGGCCAGAUGAACGUCGCUUUGCUGUCUUCUCCAUUGCUGUCUCCGCAGAUGGACGAGAAGUACUAGGAGGGGCCAAUGAUGGCUGCCUGUAUGUUUUUGACCGAGAACAAAACCGGCGUAUCCUUCAGAUUGAGUCUCAUGAGGAUGAUGUGAAUGCAGUGGCCUUUGCUGAUAUAAGCUCCCAAAUCCUGUUUUCUGGGGGAGAUGAUGCCAUCUGCAAGGUGUGGGAUCGACGCACCAUGCGGGAGGAUGACCCCAAGCCUGUGGGUGCACUGGCUGGACACCAGGAUGGCAUCACCUUCAUUGACAGCAAGGGUGAUGCUCGGUAUCUCAUCUCCAACUCCAAAGACCAGACCAUCAAACUCUGGGAUAUCCGACGCUUUUCUAGCCGAGAAGGCAUGGAAGCCUCACGCCAGGCAGCCACACAGCAAAACUGGGACUAUCGCUGGCAGCAGGUGCCCAAAAAAGCUUGGCGGAAGAUGAAGCUCCCAGGGGACAGUUCCUUGAUGACCUACCGGGGCCAUGGGGUGCUACACACCCUCAUCCGCUGCCGAUUCUCCCCCACCCAUAGCACGGGCCAGCAGUUCAUCUACAGUGGCUGCUCCACUGGCAAAGUGGUCGUGUAUGACCUCCUCAGUGGUCACAUUGUGAAGAAGCUGACCAACCACAAGGCCUGUGUGCGUGAUGUCAGUUGGCACCCCUUCGAGGAGAAGAUUGUCAGCAGUUCGUGGGACGGGAACCUGCGUCUGUGGCAGUAUCGCCAGGCUGAGUACUUCCAGGAUGACAUGCCAGAGUCUGAGGAAUGCUCCAGCCCCCCUGCCCCAGUGUCCCGCCCCACUAUGGCCUUUUCCCCACCCCAGUAGACCAUUCUGACCGUUACCCUUUUAUAGGGUGAAUCUCUCACCAGGUUCUCUGUCUCCUCCUCCCUUUCCUUUAUGGGGAAUGUGUGGAGGAAUCACUGGCAUUGGAUGGCAUGAAACAGUAGCCCAAGCUCUGAGCCCCACCUGAGCCCUGGAAGAUAACUCCACGGGCUGAAUGGUCUCCUCAUGCAUUCAUACCCAGUCUGCUUGGGGUCCCUAUCUCUGGCCAGGGCCUGGAGGACUGCCAUUAUCUGGGAUGUGGCCUCUGCCAUCAAAAGAACUAUCCUGUUUUUAAUCAUGUUUGGAUGUUAGGUGUUGGCUCCUAGAGAAGAUGCCUUAGGUCGGGUCUGAGUGGACCUGUCAUCCAAGCCCAUUGCCCAAGUCAUCACACUGAGGAUUAGUUUGGCCAGAGAGAGGUCCAGGUGUUCUGGCCUUUCUUCCUGAGGUCUUUGGGGAAGUGCAGGGUGAGUGGAGGUAUUUCCUCACCACCCUUCUGGGGAGGGGAUAAGGUCUCUCUUUACCAUGCCUAGAUCACUGGGGUUAGACAGGCUGUGGUGUGAGAGGAAGUAGUCUCCAAAGCUCCAUGUGGCCCCAACAGGGCAGGUCCUAAUUUCCCAGAGGUUCCUAUCGUGCUGGAGGCCAGCAGCUUCAAGGACCGAAGUUGAAGUAGGACUCCUUUGUCCUCUCACUCACUUUGGCUCCCUCAAUAAACUCUCUGUGGGAACCUGGCUUAGUGUCCCUGUCUCACUGUUUUUCCUAUCUGAGGUCUUUUGUCCUCUUACUUCAAGAAAACGGCUUCCACAGUCGUCAGGUUUCUGUUUUAUAUCUCAAGAUGAAAGGAAAUACUAAAAUCAUUUGUCAUUUGAGCCUUGCAAUAGACUCUUCCUCACCAAGCUCAGAAAUUUGCCCGCGUGUACACAUGGAGGGUUAGCAUGUUUUCUGUGAGAGCCCAGGAAUACCUGCAACUCCUCUGCUCUGGAGCUGCUCCAGUCUUUGUAAGAGGUGGCUCAUAAACACAGAGCCAGAGAACCUGGCCAGCAGUGUCCCAUCCAGAUGCCUCCUGGUCAGAACCUUUGGCCCCAGAGCAAACUGAACAAAGGUCAGGAGGGGAUGGGAUUCACACCCUGCUCUGACUAGAACUUUCCCCACAGCAUGUCAUGCUCUCUAAGCAGUUUUCAAACCAGGAUAUACACUUUCAGGGUGACUCAUAGGCUGUCACAGCAAGAGGUAGCAGGGGUACUGUUAUGGUUUGUAUCUAGAGUAUCCCUAAAGAGUCUUGUGUUCAGAGGUAAGGUUUUUGGAGGGUGAUGGAUCAUGGAAGCACUGUAGCUGAUUUGCUUUUAGGAGGUGUGGGGUAGUCAGAAGAAGCGAAUUACUGUGGUACGACCUGGAAGUACAUCCCUCCACAGCUCCUCUCUCUGUCUCUGCUUCCUGGCCACUGUGAUAUGAGCAGGCCUUUCCACCGUGCACUUCCUGCCCUGGCCAGCCAGUUUUGGGCUGAAACUUCUAAAAGCCACAAGCCCCAAUAAACUUCUCUCCCACUUACAUUGUGGAUAUCAGGUAUUGCCUCAGCAGUAAGGAAAGUGACUUAAGACAGGUACCUAUUUCAUGGCCAAAUAGUAGGUGGUUUGGUUUUGUUCUUUUAGAUU